Messenger RNA from Punctularia strigosozonata HHB-11173 SS5, 1407 nucleotides. RefSeq lists its product as uncharacterized. The coding region runs from base 1 to 1407 and encodes 468 amino acids. The record is from RefSeq and is a predicted model, not a curated record. NCBI's taxonomy places the organism in Eukaryota, Fungi, Basidiomycota, Agaricomycetes, Corticiales, Punctulariaceae. The transcript has a single exon.
AUGUCCAACGUCAGACGCUCUAUGAUCGCUGCCUUCGGGUUCUCUUCCCCAUUGGCUAAGGUUAAUCGUGCUUCUUUGACUACCUCUGCCUCUCUGGAAUGCUCCGAGAUGCCUAUGUCCGACUCUUGGCACGCAUUCCUCAACAAGAAGACCGGCUCCCAGCGCGACUCUAAGGCUCAGCUCCUUGACUCUGUUUUGGCUGCGUGCCAGGCCGACGCGGCGAUCUUUGCGCGCAAGAACACCGCGAACCGUUCGUCUGUGCAUAUCGUCGACUCCUCCUCCAUCAAGUCUCUCGCCGCCAGCAUUGAGCAAGGCUCGCUUGCUACCUCCUUCCUGGAUUCGUCUUCCUCCAUUUCGUCUCUGGCGUCGGCUAUGACCUGCCCCGGAACGCCUAUGCUAGCUGCCUCCGAGUUUUCCUCGUUGACUGCCUCCGCCUCCCUAGAAGUCUCUGAGAUGCCCAUGUCCGACUCCUGGCACGCUUGGCUCAAUAAGACCGCGGCGGCUCGUUCGGCGACUUGCCCCGGAGCGCCUGGGCUCGCUACCUCCGAAAUGCCCACCUCCUCGUCGAUGGGCGAUUGCGCCUCUCUGACGCCCUCUAGCUCUCUGCAAGUCUCCGAGAUGCGGAUGUCCGACUCUUGGUGCGCGUUCCUCAGCGCAAAAACUAGCUAUAAGCGCCAGUCUCAGGCUUCGCUCGUCGGUCUCGGGAUCCGCUCGUCCAUCGCGUCCUCUGCCUCCCUGGAGGUCUCCGAGAUGGCAAUGUCCGACUUCUGGCACGCUUGGCUCACCAAGAAGAGUAAGAAGAUUGCUCCCGUCUACACGGCGACCUGCCCUGCAACCCCUAAGCUCGCUGCCUCUGGGUUCCCUGGUUCCCCGUCUUCUUCCUCCAUGGAAGUAUCCGAGGUAUCGAUGUCCGACACUUGGUACGCGUUCUUCGGCAAGAAGACUGGCUACACGCGCCCUUCCCAGGCUCCUCUCGCCGGUCUCGGAAUCCGUUCGCUCAUUUCCAUUGUCGAUUCGACCUCCACCUCGUCGGAGGAGUCCUUCGCGGCCAGCUCAGACGCGUCUUCUAUCCUGUCCCAGGAGGACGCCUCGAUCUUCGAAGAGUCGCCAUCCACUGCUGAGGAUUCGCCUGCCACCUCUUUCGAGGAGUCGCCUCUCUGCCAUUCGGCGUCCGGGUCCUCGAUCUCUUGGACCCCCGCGACGUCUCCUGUCAUCCUUCCGGAGGCCGUUCCGACGAAUCUCGCCGCCUCGUUCGGGCCGCGCUCUGAGCGGGGCCUCCGCAGAGUUGGCCACAUCCGCCACGCGAAGGAGUACGCCGAACGCAAGGAUCGCGGCGCUGUCCGUACCGGAGGCUACGCGCGCGGGCUCCUGAACAAGCUCUUCUCGGCUCGUACGGUCCGGUGCUAG